Messenger RNA from Erpetoichthys calabaricus (reedfish), 2191 nucleotides. RefSeq names its product loricrin-like. Lineage: Eukaryota; Metazoa; Chordata; Cladistia; Polypteriformes; Polypteridae. The record is from RefSeq and is a predicted model, not a curated record. The transcript has 5 exons. The coding region runs from base 128 to 1564 and encodes 478 amino acids.
CCGAAUCAAAUCAGCCACACCUUCCUAUACAGAUUUACAUAAAUGCCCUUCUAGUGGAGACCUGUAAGAACUCGGCUGUGAAAAGGCACCAAACUUAUCACUGAAAAAAAAGAAAAAAGCGAGCAACAUGCAGCGAGCCAGCAUUGUAGUUGCCACCUUGAUUCUUGCUUUCGGCAUUGAAUCCUCUUGGUCCCAGAGUGAUGCCCAGUGUACACAGCAAGGAGGGUACUGCCAAGAUGUUUCUUCACCUUGUAGUGGGUCCUACAUGAAAGGACUUUGUUCCGGACCUGCCAGUCGCCAGUGCUGCACUCAGGGGGGCGAUGUCAAGUGUACACAGCAAGGAGGAUACUGCCAAGAUGUUUCUUCACCUUGUAGUGGGUCCUACAUGAAAGGACUUUGUUCUGGCCCUGCCAGUCGCCAGUGCUGCACCCAGGGGGGCGAUGUGAAGUGUACACAGCAAGGAGGGUACUGCCAAGAUGUUUCUUCACCUUGUAGUGGCUCCUACAUGAAAGGACUUUGUUCUGGCCCUGCCAGUCGCCAGUGCUGCACCCAAGGGGGAGAUAUCAAGUGUACACAGCAAGGAGGGUACUGCCAAGAUGUUUCUUCACCUUGUAGUGGGUCCUACAUGAAAGGACUUUGUUCUGGCCCUGCAAGCCGUCAGUGCUGCACCCAAGGGGCCGAUGUCAAGUGUACACAGCAAGGAGGGCGCUGCCAGGAUGUUUCCACAUCUUGUAGUGGGUCCUACAUGAAAGGGUUUUGUUCUGGCCCUGCCAGUCGCCAGUGCUGCACCCAAGGGGGCGAUGUCAAGUGUACACAGCAAGGAGGGUACUGUCAAGAUAUUUCUUCACCUUGUAGUGGGUCCUACAUGAAAGGACUUUGUUCUGGCCCUGCAAGCCGUCAGUGCUGCAGUCAAGGGGGCGAUGUCAAGUGUACACAGCAAGGAGGGCGCUGCCAGGAUGUUUCCACAUCUUGUAGUGGGUCCUACAUGAAAGGGCUUUGUUCUGGCCCUGCCAGUCGCCAGUGCUGCACCCAAGGGGGCGAUGUCAAGUGUACACAGCAAGGAGGGUACUGCCAAGAUGUUUCCACAUCUUGUAGUGGGUUCUACAUGAAAGGGCUUUGUUCUGGCCCUGCAAGCCGUCAGUGCUGCACCCAACAAAAAUCAGAAUUUGGCCCCCUGUGUAGUGGAUACAAUUCCAACAUUCCAAGGACCUGUGACAGUUGGGGCUGUGGACAAUACGGAGCAAGCCGAGGCAAUGGCCGUAAACACGGUGGAGUAGAUAUUAAAUGUGGAGAUGGUUCGACUGUUUAUGCCCCUUUUGAUGCAACACUUACUGGCCAAGCUCGACCCUACGGAAAUGGAAAUGCAAUUGAUAAUGGAGUUGGUUUAUCAGGGCAAGGUCUGUGUGUGAAACUGUUCUACCUGAAGCCAUACAAAUACACGGGUAGUGUCAAAAAGGGACAAGCAAUUGGAACAUUGCUGCCAAUGCAAAAGGUGUACCCAGGUAUCACCUCUCACAUUCAUGUGCAGAUGUGCGAUAGGUCUGAUCCCACAAAAUAUCUUUAAGCAUUUCUCCUCUCAUCUAGCUUCUCUCUGUCAAAUCAUAUUAUUGACAGCCUAAUGAGUAAACUCUGGAAUCUUAAGUAUUCAUUAUACUGGAAAAUUAAUUUAAAGCAGAUUAAAACUGAUUUUACACAAGCUUUGGAGGCAUUCUUGAUAAGGCACCAUCCCAAAUGAAAGAAACUAUCUGUAAAAGUUUAUUAAAAAUCUUCAACCUAAUUGUAAACUGUUAUUAUAAAAAAUAGAGACCAUUUGGCCAGUAUUUGCUAACUCAAUACAGGUAUAUAGUGAAGGAAGUAAACAUUUUUAUAGGAAUUCAUUAUUUUUAAAAAUUCUUACCAGUAUGUCAAAGCCUUUAAACUAAACAAGGAAGCUUGUACUUGUGGGCACCUUCUAAGCUCAGCUAUACUGUAUUGUACUGCUUCUAGUAACAUACUGUAUUUUGAAACUGGUUAUUCAUGGGACCUACAAAACAAUCACCAUUGCAGACUGGCCUAAGUUAAUGCAAAGUAGAGCUUUAGAUUUUAUGAGUGAUUUGCUUGCAGAUAUGUUCAAUGAAAUUUACAAAAAAUGUAAAUCUUAAUUAUUCAUCUUGCAAUUAACAUUUUCAAAUAAAAAUACUGUUGCAUGCAA